UGUGCUGUUCUGUACACUGGAAGGAGAGGCUUCCGUCUGCUAUUAAUUAACAGGUUGUUAGUAGAGAUCCCAAACUCAAGAUCGCAACAAUGGUUGAGCAGUUCGUCGGAACCUGGAAGAUGACCUCCAGUGAGAACUUUGAUGAACUUAUGAAGGCAUUUGGCAUGGGAGCAUCUCAGCUACAAAUGGCAAACCAGAACAGACCCAAAUUCACGCUGAGCAUGGACGAUCAGGGCAUGAUUUCCAUGAAGUCUCUGAACAUCUUCGGAACCCCUGAAAUCCAGUUUAAGCUGAAUGAACCUUUUGUUCAGAAAACCAUCAACAACAAGGAGACAAUGACUGUGGUAACUUUGGAAAAUGGAAAGCUUAUUCAGAAGCACAGCGGCGAUGGUGGAGACUUUAUCAUCGAGCGUGAGAUCUCAGAUGGGCAAUUGAUUGCGAGAUCCAAAAGGGGAAAUGUGGAGGCAGUGAGGACCUUUGAAAAAGAGGCAUGAACGUAAUCCAUCAUGAAAAGCACAGCUUGGUUUAUCUGUCUAAUUCCAGAUUGAUAUUGGGUUUUGUAUGGAACGGCUGUAGCAAUGAUUAAAUAAAAAUAAUGUUGCAACAUA
Molecule: messenger RNA, 608 nt
Organism: Cyprinodon tularosa
Lineage: Eukaryota; Metazoa; Chordata; Actinopteri; Cyprinodontiformes; Cyprinodontidae
Product: fatty acid-binding protein, heart-like
Exons: 4
Coding region: 90-494 (134 amino acids)
Biological process (GO): fatty acid transport
Cellular component (GO): nucleus; cytosol
Molecular function (GO): fatty acid binding
Source: RefSeq, a predicted model, not a curated record